Geosmithia morbida is the source of this 855-nucleotide messenger RNA. RefSeq lists its product as uncharacterized. Gene Ontology annotation, biological process: DNA-templated transcription initiation. The transcript has 3 exons. The record is from RefSeq and is a predicted model, not a curated record. Gene Ontology annotation, molecular function: RNA polymerase II general transcription initiation factor activity; DNA binding. NCBI's taxonomy places the organism in Eukaryota, Fungi, Ascomycota, Sordariomycetes, Hypocreales, Bionectriaceae. The coding region runs from base 1 to 855 and encodes 284 amino acids.
AUGGAGGGAAUUCAGACGCACCCCUCAAACGCCGCGCAGGCCAAGGCGUUCACGGCCGCCGGCUCGUUGUCGUUCCCAGGGGCGACCAACGAGCUGACGCCGCCUGGAGGCAACGGGGACAUGUCCCAGAAACCUGCUCCCAACGGUCAGCAGGCGGCAAACGGAAAUGGGGUGACACCCGCGACUCCCGCAGCUACGCCUGCUGCCAACCAGGGCCCUAGUGGCAUUACUCCUACUUUGCAGAACAUCGUGGCUACGGUCAAUCUGGAUUGCCGCCUGGACCUCAAGACGAUCGCCCUGCACGCAAGGAAUGCCGAGUACAACCCAAAGCGUUUCGCUGCCGUCAUCAUGCGUAUUCGUGAGCCCAAGACGACUGCCCUGAUCUUCGCGUCGGGCAAGAUGGUUGUGACUGGUGCCAAGUCCGAGGAUGAUUCGAAGCUCGCCUCGCGCAAGUACGCUCGUAUCAUUCAGAAGCUCGGCUUCAACGCCAAGUUUACCGAUUUCAAGAUCCAGAACAUCGUCGGCUCCUGCGACAUCAAGUUCCCCAUCCGUCUCGAGGGUCUGGCAUCUCGCCACCACAACUUCAGUUCUUACGAACCUGAGCUGUUCCCCGGUCUUAUCUACCGCAUGAUCAAGCCCAAGAUUGUGCUUCUAAUCUUCGUCAGUGGCAAGAUCGUCCUGACAGGCGCCAAGGUUCGCGAAGAAAUCUACCAGGCUUUCGAAAUGAUUUACCCCGUGCUUCAAGGUAUGUUCCGCCACUCCGUAAAUCCUUUCUUCCACGGUUUGCUGACAAUGGUUCCUUUCAGACUUCCGAAAGGUCUAGAUGCACUGGGUAUGGCCUGGGACGCAUUCUGA